AUGUACUCUCUGCCUCCGCCCCCAACGCUCGAAAUGUUCAUGUCGUCGCGACCGGCUCCGAUAUCCUUGAACCGGCGAGCACCGCCUCCGAGGCCGGCUUGGGGUCAACCACAACAGCUCCCGAUGCCCUCUUCCGACUACCCAUCGUUGUUUCAGUCUGCACAGCGGACUCCAAAGCCCUUGAACCAGCAACGAUCGCUUUCGAGGCCGGCUUGGGGUCAACCAUGGCAACCUCCUAGGCCGGCCUGGGGUCAACCACAACAGCCCCCGAUGCCUACUUCGGACUAUCCAUCGUUGCAUCAGGCUACACAAACGACUCCGAAGUCUUUGAACCAGCAACCACCACCUUCGAAACCAGCUUGGGGUCAACAACGACAGCCUCCGAGGUCAACCUCAGCACCCGCCCAAGCCAGUUUGGGGCCAACCUCAAAAACCUCCGACGCCCUCUUCGGACUAUCCAUCGCUGCAGCAGUCUGCACAGCCUCCUCAAGCCGCCUCAAAUCCUCUGCCCCAGCCAACGCAACCAGCAGUGAUCACGAAUACUUCAGAUCUCAAGACGGCUUGGUUGUUGCAGGGCAAACUUCGCAUGAACAGCUUGUACCCGGAUCAAGCGGACUCAAAAACCGCAACCGCGCUUUGAAUGGAGGCAUCGUUGUCGUCCAACUGAAGUUGGUAGAAGUCGACAGAGAGAUGAUGGCGACUGGUGAGCCGCAAUUCGCCACUUCAAGCGCAGAUACCGACGAAGCCGUGCUGCAGUCGUUGUGGCUUCCAAGUGUGCAGGCCGAUCAGUGUUUCAUCAAGCCUGCUCGCAACGAAGAGGAAUUGAAACUAGCGAAACCGCGCUUGGCGUUCAUCAACGACACGGUCCGACGAAAGCUCCGUCGCCCAACCGCCUCUGUCGUCUUCUAG
This is a messenger RNA of Phytophthora sojae, 909 nucleotides long. RefSeq lists its product as hypothetical. The record is from RefSeq and is a predicted model, not a curated record. NCBI's taxonomy places the organism in Eukaryota, Oomycota, Peronosporomycetes, Peronosporales, Peronosporaceae. The transcript has 3 exons. Bases 1 to 909 code for a protein of 302 amino acids.